AUCUCUAGUAAUUAUCAGCACUUUGGAUGGACGAAUUGCUGCGCUGGAUCCAGAAAACAGGGGGAGAAAACAGUGGGAUCUGGAUGUAGGAUCAGGUUCUCUUGUGUCAUCCAGUCUCAGUAAACCAGAGGUAUUUGGAAAUAAGAUGAUAAUCCCUUCCUUGGACGGGGACCUUUUCCAGUGGGAUCGGGAUCGAGAGAGCAUGGAAGCAGUUCCUUUCACAGUUGAAUCUCUUCUCGAGUCAUCCUACAAAUUUGGCGAGGACGUUGUCUUAGUUGGGGGAAAGUCCUUAACAACCUAUGGGCUGAGCUCAUACUCAGGGAAGGUAAAGUACAUCUGCUCAGCUAUGGGCUGUCGCCGGUGGGAUGACGAUGAAACAGAACAGGAAGAGACACUCCUAUUACGCCGAACCCAGAAAACAGUCCGCGCCGUUGGACCACGCAGUGGCAAUGAAAAGUGGAAUUUCAGCGUUGGUCACUUCGAGCUGCGCUAUGUCCCGGAUAUUGAAACUAGAGCAGGAUAUAUCGAGAGCAAUUUUAAAUCAAAUAUGAACAAAGAAGAGACAAAAAUAAUUUCAGAUGUGGACGAGCAGGAAGCGAUGAUGAAAGAUACAGUGAUAAAGGUCUCAGUAGCUGACUGGAAGGUGAUGGCUUUUAACAAACGAGGAGGACAUCUAGAAUGGGAAUACCAGUUUUGCACUCCAAUUGCUUCUGCUUGGCUGGUUAAGGAUGGCAAAGUAAUUCCAAUCAGUCUGUUUGAUGACACAAGUUACACUGCAAACAAUGAGAUAUUGGAAGAUGAAGAAGAUCUUGUGGAAGCUGCCAGAGGGGCCACAGAAUCCAGUGUCUAUUUGGGUAUGUACAGGGGCCAGCUCUAUCUUCAGUCAUCAGUCAGAAUAUCUGAGAAAUUCCCAACCAACCCAAAGGCUCUGGAAUCCAGGAAUGAUAAUGCAAUUAUUCCUCUUCCCAAAAUCAAAUGGAAACCUUUAAUCCAUUCUCCUUCCAGGACUCCAGUGUUGGUGGGGUCUGAUGAGUUCGAUAAGUGUCUCAGUAAUGACAAGUAUUCCCAUGAAGAGUACAGUAAUGGAGCACUUUCCGUUCUGCAGUAUCCAUAUGAUAAUGGUUAUUACUUACCCUACUACAAGAGAGAGAGAAAUAAACGUAGCACCCAGAUCACUGUUAGAUUUUUUGAUGAUACAAACUACAAGAACAUUCGCAAAAAAGAUCCCGUUCUCCUGCUUCACUGGUGGAAAGAAAUUGUUGGCACCAUUGUAUUCUGCAUUGUGGCCACAACUUUCAUUGUACGCAAACUUUUUCAUCCCCAUCCUUACAGCAGGCUGCGGAAGGAAUCUGAGACACAGUGCCAGACCGAUAGUAAAUACGAGCCCGCUUGUGGAGAUGUUAAAGACACUAGCUGGAAUGACGUCAAGAACUCUGGAUAUGUGUCAAGAUAUCUGACAGAUUUUGAACCAAUCCAGUGUCUGGGUCGUGGAGGUUUUGGAGUAGUUUUUGAAGCCAAAAAUAAAGUGGAUGACUGCAACUAUGCUAUCAAAAGGAUCCGCUUACCCAACAGGGACUUGGCUCGUGAAAAGGUGAUGCGAGAGGUCAAGGCAUUAGCUAAACUUGAACAUCCAGGUAUUGUUCGAUAUUUCAACGCAUGGCUGGAAGCUCCACCUGAGAGUUGGCAGGAAAAGAUGGAUGAACAGUGGUUAAAAGAUGAAAGCACUGAUUGGCCACUCAGUUCACCCAGUCCCAUGGACGUCCCAUCAUUUAAGAUCAGAACAGAGCCAUUUUCUACUAAGGAGCACGUUGAAGUUAUUGCCACAUCAUCGGAGAGGAUAAGGUCCGUGGGAAUACCCUGCGGUCAGUCCGAUUCAUCUGGAAGCCAGUUUUCUCCUCUGGAAUUUUCUGCCACGGACAGUAGGGAUUUACACCAGUCAGAAGAUCCACUACUAAACCUUCAGGACAGUGUCCUUACAGGCUGUGAUGUGGAAGACAGUACUGUCAACAGUAACGAGCUGGGUCACUCCUUGGAGAUUUGUCCUCCAGCUGUUCCUGUUGUGCACCUGAGGGAAGGGACCUCCUCUUCUAUUGUGUUUGAGGAUUCUGGUUGUGGAAACGCUUCUAGUAAGGAAGACAAAAUUGAUGUUUCCCAUGAUGAAAACCUUUCUGAGGGUAAGGCAAAAAGUACAAAGGAAUCCGAUAAGAAAUCUUCAGGAAGUCCCCUCUCUGUUUCUCCACCAAGGCCAACAAGUUUAAGCCUGGACCUUUCUAAAAAUAUUACAGAAAAAGUCAAGCCCACUUCCCCAAAGGUGUAUCUUUACAUCCAGAUGCAGCUCUGCCGGAAAGAGAACCUUAAAGACUGGAUGAGCAGAAGGUGCAUGAUAGAGGAGAGGGAAAGGACAGAGUGCCUGCAGAUAUUUCUGCAGAUAGCCGAAGCGGUUGACUUUCUGCACAGCAAAGGAUUGAUGCACAGGGAUCUCAAGCCUUCCAAUAUAUUUUUCACAAUGGAUGACAUAGUAAAGGUUGGGGAUUUUGGACUGGUAACAGCUAUGGACCAAGAUGAGGAGGAGGAAUCAGUACUUACCCCAAUGCCAGCUUAUGCCAGGCACACAGGACAAGUAGGGACCAAACUCUACAUGAGCCCAGAACAGAUCUGUGGGAACACCUAUUCGCACAAGGUGGAUAUCUUCUCUUUGGGACUGAUUCUCUUUGAGCUGCUUUAUCCCUUCAGCACGCAGAUGGAGAGGGUCAGGACCUUAAGUGAUGUUAGAAAUUUGAAUUUUCCACCGUUGUUCACUCAGAAAUAUGCACAAGAGUACACCAUGGUGAAGGGCAUGCUCUCUCCAAGUCCCACUGAAAGACCAGAGGCUGCAGCAAUCAUAGAAAAUCCUGUAUUUGAAGACUUGGAACUCCCACCAAAACCAGUGCUUAGGCAGAGGUCACGGACAAUGAGUUUAUCAGGAAAUAAGCAUUCCAGACAACCAAGCAAAUAA
Messenger RNA from Eurypyga helias (sunbittern), 2995 nucleotides. It is a transcript of the gene EIF2AK3, whose product is annotated as eukaryotic translation initiation factor 2-alpha kinase 3. Gene Ontology annotation, molecular function: ATP binding; protein kinase activity; protein binding. Gene Ontology annotation, biological process: protein phosphorylation. The annotation marks the transcript as partial. Lineage: Eukaryota; Metazoa; Chordata; Aves; Eurypygiformes; Eurypygidae. The transcript has 16 exons. The record is from RefSeq and is a predicted model, not a curated record.